This is a messenger RNA of Aspergillus wentii DTO 134E9, 910 nucleotides long. RefSeq lists its product as uncharacterized. Lineage: Eukaryota; Fungi; Ascomycota; Eurotiomycetes; Eurotiales; Aspergillaceae. Bases 426 to 749 code for a protein of 107 amino acids. The record is from RefSeq and is a predicted model, not a curated record. The transcript is spliced from 2 exons.
AAAAAAAAAAAAAAAAAGAGCGUCGAGCCCUUGUAGCAAAAGAGAGAACGACAACACAGAAGUGCAGUGAAGAAGAGAAAAGAAGAAUGCCCGACAGCAACACCAGUCAGGAGGUGGGUAACAAAAAGACGAAACAGAGUCAGGGUUUUCCAGCAACCCGAAGCUCUCUCGCGUCAAAAUUCAGAUGUUGAUAUUAAAAGGCUUCAUAGUGCUAAACACGGGCAUCGAACAAGCGCGCAAAUCGUUUCGGAACGGUCCAGUGUAAAGCCCAAGUGGAGUAUGAUCCAAAGCAAGUACGGACGGUGGAGGCUGGUGAAAGCCCGGCACGCAGGGACGUUUUUGAUAGUGCCCUCCGUAGUGUAGCAUCAGAAAUAUGAAAGCCAUCGCAUCAUUUGCGUGGAGGACUAGUGUAGCAGUCUCUGAUCAUGGUGGAUAUAACUGUAACCAUCACCGUGACGGCCAAGAUGAGCUCCCACGAGGGGUCGAGUCCAGAGAAAAACAACACAACUCCAUGGGAUUAUUACUAUGGUCGAAUUCCAUCCAACCAAUCUUAUUUCAUUUAUUCAUGCUUUUGUCUUUUUGCUUUUUUUUUUUUUCUCAUUGUUUGCGGAAAGGAAGUUGAGUACCGCGAGUCGAGUCACGAGUACGGUGCUGACUCACUGAUCUCAGGGUCGUUAAGUGAAGUGGAGAGCAUCCAAGAGAUGGCUGUUGACGCUACGUCUCAAAGUGCGCCGAGGUGGAUUCGUUAGUGAGCGGCGCUGCUGGGCCGAAAUUUCAACCUGAAACCGCAUGGCCCAUGCAGGAUGGGAUUGGAUGGGGUUGGUGAGGAGUACAAAGUUAUUUUUAAUUGUAUUAUUAGCCAGCACUGAUGGGGUGGGAGGGAUAGAAUGUCUGAUGGAUAUAAUCAGAA